This is a messenger RNA of Nezara viridula (southern green stink bug), 2270 nucleotides long. NCBI's taxonomy places the organism in Eukaryota, Metazoa, Arthropoda, Insecta, Hemiptera, Pentatomidae. The record is from the annotation of a GenBank genome assembly.
UAAAAAACAAGUUGCCUUAAUUUAUAAAAUUCGAUUAAUUUAAAAACCAAUACUAUGAAAUAUUGUAACAUCAAAACAGUUAUAUUAAAAUUAUUGAAUAAAGUUAUGAUUGUUUCCUUUUUAUAUUUGUUAAUACAUUAAAGUUAUGUUCAGUUAUGUUGAACUGAAUAGUAUAGCGAUCUUCUUCUCAAGAUAAAAGUGUAACAAGUAAUAAUCAUUGAAUGACUACUCAAUAAAAAAAUCGUUUUCAUACCAGGAAAGAAAUGCCUUAGGUCAGCAAUUCUUACAAUCUCAAUAUUAGCUCAAGCAUUUUGAAUGAAGUGUUAAGUCAGUUUGAUCACUCAACAGAUAGCAGCAUCUGCAAGAUAUCAGCAACAAUAAAAGCCUGCUUGAGGAACAGCCUGGCAGUAAACUGUUGGUGCAUCUUCUGGGUUUCAGUUUUUGGUAAAAAAAUUGAUUCAAAAUGAAAUAUAUGCUGCCUAUUAUUCUACUGACCAGCUCGUUGCUGGCCUCGGAGGGAGCCAAAAUCCUGAUAGUGCUGCCCAUUCCGUGGUACAGCCACACCAACACCUUCAUGCCGGUCUUCAGAGAGCUUGCUAAGAGGGGUCACCAAGUGACAAUGGUGUCACCAUUCCCUCAGAAGAAACCUUUGCCUAACUGGACGGAUCUUACUGUUAAUGCUACAGCAUUUUCAGAAGUUAUAGAGGAUUUUGUAACCAGCUUUGUUGGUCAAAACGUAUAUAUGUUCUACCCUAUUUUUUGGCGUGUCUUUACGGACUUGAUGAAAGUGUCAUUUCAAGAUCCAGCUGUUCAAGAAGUAAUAAAAUCAAAUACAAAUUAUGAUCUUGUGAUAAUUGAACCAUUCUAUGCUCAAGAACCAUUAGUGGCAUUUGGGCACAAACUGAAUGUUCCCGUUGUCGCAAUACAUCCCUUGGGCCUAACUCCAUGGGGAGCUUAUUUGACCGGAAAUGAAAUGUCUUUCCAUCUAAUGCCAAAUAUCCGCACAGCUUACACGAAUGAAAUGACAUUUUUCCAACGCUUGGACAACUUGUUGGUCAACGUGAUAGAAUUUGCUGUAGCUUAUUUCCACUAUGUUCCAAAUAAGGAAAGACAAAUGGAUAAGUACAUGGUUUAUCCUGGAAGUGAUAACCGACCAUCGAUGCUGCAAAUGUUAAGAAAUGUUUCUUUGACAUUAAUCGACUACCAUCCCUCUUUGCUCUACCCAGAACCCCUACAGCCUAACAUGAUUCCUGUCGGAGGGCUCAGUAUCUCGCAUGUUGAUGAAUUACCAAAGGAUUUGAAAGAUAUUAUGGAUAAUGCAAAGAACGGGGUAAUAUUUUUAAGUUUUGGUUCAAUACUCCGAGGUAAAGAAUUGGAAGGAAAAGUUAUUUCAGUAAUUUUCGAAACUUUUGCUAAAUUGGACCAAGUAUUGUUAAUGAGGUGGCACACUGAGGACGUUCCCAACAAACCAAACAAUGUUAUAAUAAAAACAUGGAUGCCGCAGCCCAGUAUAUUAGCUCAUCCGAAUGUUAAGAUGUUCAUUACUCAUGCUGGGCUUCAUGGUAUUACGGAGGGUGCAUACUUUGGAAUGCCUCUUGUAUGUAUUCCUUUGUUUUCUGAUCAAGAAUUCGAUGCGAGGUUUGUUGAAAAAGCUGGCUAUGGAACUGUUCUUCUUCUACCAGAUCUCACCAAAGAAAAUCUUCUUGCUAACAUCAAUGAAGUAUUAAAAAAUCCUAAAUACAAGAAAACAGCACUGGAAAGAUCUGCAAUUCUCAAGGACAGGCCACAGACAGCACUUGAAUCAGCUGUUUAUUGGGUCGAGUAUGUUAUUAAGCACAAAGGCGCAGGUCACCUCAAACCUGCGAGGCUGCAACUGUCGCUGUUUCAGAACUUAGGCUUAGACAUUAUUACUUUUCUUCUCUCUCUCCUUGCAAUUUUAGUUUUAGUCAUUUGUAAAAUUGUUACUUACUUGAAAUUACUAAAAUAUAAGAAUUCAGUCAAAACUAAAAAAGAAUAAUUCUUACAAAGUUUUAUGGUGCCCAUAUAUAUAUGCCCACAUGGUACCAUAAAGAACAUGAUGCUUCUUUGUAUGUAUUUAUUAUAUGUAUAUAAUAUGUGAUGUAUAAAUAAAUAGGUAGUUUGUACAUUUUAUUGUUCAAGGUAAUUGUUUUAAUGUAUAUUAAAUGUUUGUGCAAUUGUAAUAAUUUUUGUAAAAGAAAAAUAUAACAUAAUACAAUGUAUUAAAAAUAAACUUUUAUUUUUAAUGUUAA